AUGGAGUCAGUCUGUGUUCUGUUGCUGGCCUUCUGCAGUCUGUCUGGGGCGCGAGGCCUAACCGGCUCCCAAUCGGACAUCUACACUGUGCUGAGAGAACUUAGCGCCAAAGUGGAACAUCUGGAGAAGGCAAGUGAUGGUGAGUGAGUGACUGAGCACGAUAUGAUGGUGUUCUUGCUACAUUUUGUAAUAUUGUGAAAUGCCCCAAUGGCCGGUACUUCUAAAGCUGAAGUUAAUUUAAAUCAGUUGUGGUAUGUGUGUGUUCUUGAAAUAUUUGACAUGCUGUUUCUUCACAGCGAGACUUAAGGUGGCGUUCUCAGCAUCACUCUUCCCACCUGCAUCAGCUCAAAAUAGAGGGCCCUUUAAUACUGACACCACCCUGAUAUUCAAAAAUGUUAACACAAACAUUGGCCAAGCCUACAACUCUGGAACAGGUAGCCUAUUUUACAGCAUAAUUACUGUUUCUGAUUUAUUUUGAAUUCUAAUUUGAGCUCAACAUAGUGCUUUGAGUGUCCGUGACUUGUAUACCUUCGGACAUCGAACAUGCAAUUCAACUAUUUUUUAAAUAAAUUGAACCAAACGAAAUGAAUGUGUACCACGAGUAUGAUGUUGAAAUUAAUGCAUCUAUUGCAUGCAUCUCCUCUCCCUGCAAUGCAGGUAUCUUUGCUGCACCGGUGAGAGGGGUCUACUACUUCACGUUCACUUGCAAUUCUGGGACUUCAGGAAAAGUGAAUGCGGCCCUGUUGAAGAACGGCCAAAAUAUGGCUGCCAUGGUUGGAAGGGGUAAUGUUGACAGCAUGGGGUCAAAUAGUGUAAUACUGCAGUUAGAUGAAGGUGAUCAAGUGAACAUUAUCCUCUGGGGUGGCAACAGCAUCUAUGACAAUGGAUACAGGAGCAUAUUCACUGGUGCCCUGCUUUUUCCAAUGUGAGGAGAGCAUACCAUUUGCUUUAAUGAUUGUAAAGUUUUGUAGGAAUGUACAGUCAUAUGAAAAAGUUUGGGCACCCCUGACAAUUUCCAUGAUUUCCAUUUAUAAAUAAUUGGGUGUUUGGAUCAGCAAUUUCAUUUUGAUCUAUCAAAUAACUGAUGGAUACAGUAAUAUUUCAGUAGUGAAAUGAGGUUUAUUGGAUUAACAGAAAAUGUGCAAUAUGCAUCAAAACGAAAUUAGACAGGUGCAUAAAUUUGGGCACCCCAACAGAAAAAUCACAUCAAUAUUUAGUAGAGCUAAAAUAACAGCCUCUAGACGCUUCCUAUAGCCUCUAAUGAGUGUCUGGAUUCUGGAUGAAGGUAUUUUGGACCAUUCCUCCUUACAAAACAUCUCCACUUCAGUUAGGUUUGAUGGUUGUCGAGCAUGGACAGCCCGCUUCAAAUCAUCCCACAGAUUCUCAAUGAUAUUCAGGUCUGGGGACUGGGAUGGCCAUUCCAGAACAUUGUACUUGUUCCUCUGCAUAAAUGCCCGGGUAGAUUUUGAGCAGUGUUUUGGGUCGUUGUCUUGUUGAAAUAUCCAGCCCCGGCGUAACUUCAACUUUGUGACUGAUUCUUCAACAUUAUUCCCAAGAAUCUGCUGAUAUUGAGUGGAAUCCAUGCGACCCUCAACUUUAACAAGAUUCCCAGUUCCGGCACUGGCCACACAGCCCCACAGCAUGAUGGAACCCCCACCAAAUUCUACUGUGGGUAGCAAGUGUUUUUCUUGGAACGCUGUGUUCUUUUGCCGCCAUGCAUAACGCCCCUUGUUAUGACCAAAUAACUCAAUCUUUGUUUCAUCAGUCCACAGCACCUUAUUCCAAAAUGAAGCUGGCUUGUCCAAAUGUGCGUUUGCAUACCUCAAGCGACUCUGUUUGUGGCGUGUGUGCAGAAAAGGCUUCUUCCGCAUCACUCUGCCGUACAGCUUCUCCUUGUGCAAAGUGCGCUGAAUUGUUGAACGAUGCACAGUGACACCAUCUGCAGCAAGAUGAUGUUGUAGGUCUUUGGAGGUGGUCUGUGGGCUGUGGGCUGUUUUUGACCGUUCUCACCAUCCUUCGCCUUUGCCUCUCCAAUAUUUUACUUGGCCUGCCACUUCUGGCCUUAACAAGAACUGUGCCUGUGGUCUUCCAUUUCCUCACUAUGUUCCUCACAGUGGACACUGACAGCUUACAUCUCUGCGAUAGCUUUUUGUAGCCUUCCCCUAAACCAUAAUGUUGAACAAUCUUUGUUUUCAGGUCAUUUGAGAGUUGUUUUGAGGCCCCCAUGUUGCCACUCUUCAGAGGAGAGUCAAAGAGAACAACAACUUGCAAUUGGCCACCUUAAAUACCUUUUCUCGUGAUUGGAUGCACUUGUCUAUGAAGUUCAAGGCUUAAUGAGCUCACCAAACCAAUUGUGUGUUCCAAUUAAUCAGUGCUAAGUAGUUGCAGGUAUUCAAAUCAACAGAAUGACGAGGGUGGCCAAAUUUUUGCAUAGCCUAUUUUUCACAACUGAUUUUUAAUUUCAUACAACUUAAUAUUGCUACACUAAACAUCUUUGUCUGGACAAUACCCCAGUACUCAGCUUUUAUUAGAAAAUGAAUGGCAUGCCACUGUGAUCAUUUUCUGUGACGACAGAUUAAAUUAUUAUGCAGCCUCAGAGGGGUGCCCAAACUCUUUCAUACGACUGUAUGUACAAUAAUCAAACGCUGAUGCUCAUCAUCCUUCAGGAAAUACUGCAGGUGCAUUUCUCCAAUGUUUACGCACACUGGAUUUUUUAAGGUUUUACAAAUGUAUGAUUUUAUAAUUAUUCUUAAUCACCAAUACAGUAUAACUGGUUUAUCAGAUGUCACAGAUGCAUAGGAAUCCUCCCACUAAGAUAUCCAGCACUAACUACAGUGAGUCUGAGCACUCUGUAGAGCAUAUGUUUAGUUGAUUUGGAACCAAGGAGCCUCAGAUACUGUUUGUACCAUAUAUACUGCGGUCUCACAGAAAACAGUUUUGUUCACAAAUGCUUUUUGUUCUGUUCUGGAAAAUAAAACAAAUAUAAGCAUCCAACCUACCCGUGUCUCAAAUUUAUUUUAAACAUUUGUUAAAGAGAAACAAGUGUUUCUUGUUAUCAUCAAUAUGUUGUUUCAAGGUUAUGCCAGUUGGCCAUACAGGUAUUAUGUUUAGUUAUUUUAUUCCUUUACUUCUGCAGAUAAAACAGACAUACAUUUCAUGGAAAUGUUGUGGAAUGCUCCUUUAAUCAAAAUAUACUUUUGUCUUUGCUGCUCUAUUACAGUAAAAAGCGUAGGGUUGGUUUGAUGUAAUUUGUUGAUGCACAGAGUUGAGUGAACUUUGCUGAUACUAGGGUUGCAAAAUUCUGGUAAUUACACCAAAAAUCCCAGGUUGUCCAGAAAUCCCGGUUGGAGAAGUCCCGGAUUUCCUGCUUAUUCCCUCCUGAUUCCACGAAUAUUCCAACCAGGAUUUCUGCUAAAGCUGGGGAAAAUUUUUUUAGUUACCAGAAUUUUGCAACCCUGGUUACAUUUUAAAUAAACCAAUCCAUAUAUAUAUAUCUAACUCAACAUAUGAGGAGCAGUCAGACAUCUCAGCAAACCUCUCACACCCGGUUCGUUGAAAGCCCUGCGAUGGAGUCUGUUUUGGCUGUGGUAAUGUUGCUGUGCUGUUGUGUGGUUGAGACUCGGACGGAGAGUGAGCCAAUUUCACCAACAACUUGGCCUAACCUGGUUCCCACCUCAACAGCUUUCGCGUCCGAGGUUGACAUGCUGCUGAGGGAACUGGUAGCCCGAGUGGAGAAACUGGAGAGUGAGUGUAACGGUAAUGUUGGCCAUUUCUUAUCAUGAUUGGAAAUUGUCCCUAGCCUUAGUUUCUUUGUGUGUCAGUGUUCCUACGGGCGUGCAGGGACACUGUGUGUGUUUGCACGGAUGCAUGAUCAAUGGAAGUGUGCGUUCAUCAUGCUCUGUAAUUAUUUCACUAUCAUUGGACAGAAGUGUAAAAGUUCAGGCUGUCAUACUAUCUGGAUUCAAACCUUUGAUGUGUAGUAAUCUGGACAUUAUUCGUCUUUCUACAGGCAAACCAAAAGUGGCCUUCUCCACUUCACUUACGGUCAACGAUGAACAUUAUCACUUAGGACCUUUCGACAAUGACACCACCGUGGUGUACAAAAAGGUCACUACAAACAUCGGUGAAGCAUAUAACCCAGAUACAGGUAUUUACCCACUAGAUAAGUCUCAACAUCAUAUUAAAGGUGCAAUCUGUAACUUUCAUUUUGUGUCAAGCGCUGCCCUGCACUUGUUUGUAAACUGAGGGGAUGGGAUUUAGCGAAUCAAACGGUUUAAUUAAUCUUUCGGUUCUUGGCUGAAAGUGUUUGUAGUACCUUGAGUUGGCACUGGCAAUGAUGAAAGCUACAGAUUGCACCUUUAUGUAUUUUACUGGGGUGUCUUUGUAACGCUCUUAAUUAAAAAAUAUUUAUAUUACACUUUUUCUUUAGCAGUAUGUCCAUGUUCUGUUGUGUCAUAAUCACACAGUUGUUUUUGUCCACCUUGCUUUCUCACCUGAUGCAGGUGUCUUUACUGCACCUGUGGGAGGGGCCUACUACUUCACAUUCACUUGCAAUGUUGGGAAUUCAGGGAAGGCGAAUGCAGCAUUGCUUAAGAACGGUGUGAAAAUGGCUGCCGUCUAUGAAACUGCAAACCCAAAAUCCGGCAUUUACCACGGCGGGGCCAAUGGAAUCACACUAGACCUAGUGGAAGGAGACAAAGUCUGUGUGGUUCUCUGGAGUGGCAGUAGCAUAUUUGACAACAGCAGGAUUAGCAUGUUCAGUGGUCACCUUCUAUUUCCUACCAAUAAUAAGUAAUAGUAAAAGGCUGAUCAUUACAGUUCAUGACUUAGCAAGAAUUGUAAAUACUUAUUUCAACAUUUCAUUAAAGGAAUAAUCCACUCAAA
Molecule: messenger RNA, 4884 nt
Organism: Coregonus sp. 'balchen'
Lineage: Eukaryota; Metazoa; Chordata; Actinopteri; Salmoniformes; Salmonidae
Source: the annotation of a GenBank genome assembly